AUGACAUCUUUGAAAACGGAUUUCCCAAGAUCGUAUAGAUCAGCAAAAGGAAAUGAUUUCAAAAUUGCACCAGCCUAUUCUGCAUUUCUGGAAUAUUGUGAAGAAAUUGCUGAAAAUGUGAAACAACCCGCAACUUGUCGUGCAUAUGCAAGUCGUUUGGAUGGACAGGAAAAGUUUCGAAAUUGGCCGCCAGAGAGAGAUGAAAAAUUGAAAAUGAGGUGAGCAAUUUGGAUUUUUACAUAGGUUCUAGAAGAUCCUUAGAUUUCCUCUGAAGAAAAUGUUUUUUGUGUUCAAAAAUUAGAAUUUAAAAGAAUUUUUACAGAUAAUUUUUUUUACUGUUUCAAAAUUUUCAUAUAAAAUUUUCCUAGGGCUGUUUUUCGUUUCUGUUGUUUAUUUCAACUGAAAAAAUUGAAUUGGAAAAGUGAACAAAUUUCGCUGUUUCAAAAAUUGUUUAUUGGAAAUUCUAAAUAUUUUUCGAAUGAUUCGUCGCUUCGCCAAAAAGUCUUUGGAAAAUUUCUGGAAAUUUCAUUGAUACAAAAUUACAAUGUAAAAUUUUCUAAAAAAUAUCACUGUUUCAAAAAAAAUCAUAAACUGUUUUAGCUGAAAAAGUUUCAGAUCUGACAAGCGACAUCUACACACCUUCUCUCGACUUCAAAAUCGUGAACUCGGUAAAAAUUCCCACGGUCUUCGAAGUUUUUCAAGCGCAAUUUUGAAUUCCGAAUGUCGUGAAUAUCGAUUUGAACAAUCAGUUUGGGGAACUAGCGCAGAAGAAUCUUGCAGAUGGGAUAAUCGACAAAUUUUCUUUGAAGAACACGGUUCAAUGGUGGAAUAUAACGCACAAAACGAAUUUUAUCAAUUUGAACACCUGAGUGGUGGUCGAAUUGUCGAUGUUUUUUAUGUUAAUCCAACUGGUAGAGAUUAUGAGGUAGGAAACGAACAAUUUUGAAGAACAGGCAUAGUUUUCAGACAAUUCCAGAAUGUGAAAAAUAUGUGGCUACAUUAUUAGACAGUUACAUUGAAGUACAUAGUUUGGAAAUUCCUGGAGAAUGCACAUACAGAGCUGCAUUGCCGCUAUCAAACCGACAAUAUAGAUAUGAGUGAGUAAAGAAAAUCAAACAAAUAAAUAAAAAAUUUUCAGAAAAAUUGGCUGGAAAACUGUGAACGAAUCGAUAUUUGUUUAUGCAAAAGCUUAUAAAGAUUGCUCUCGAAAGGUGUGUUUCAGAAUGAUUUUUUUUCACGUAAGAGAAAACGAGAGAGUGAAAAUUAGCGUGUACGUGCGGAAGAGACGCCAGACGAAAAAGGGAUAGGAAAAGACUCCGCCCACUUUUUUUUUAAAUUUCAGAAGCUGAAGUGUUGGAAUAUUUUUAAUAAUUUUUCUUUCGCUAUGAGUGUUAGAUUCUCAAAUUUUCACCUUUUACAAAUUCGUUUAUUACAGAUGAAAAAAGACACCCCAGCCGAUCAUUUGUUCUUGAUUUUCGACGCAUUUCCAUUCACUUUUCGAACAUGUUUCACUAUUGAUGAACAUGUAAGCUUUUUUUCCCCACCAAAACCUAUUUUUUUCUACAUUUCAGGCGACACCAGAUAGAUCACCAAUUCAUACAAUCAACAUAAAAGAUGAAUUCAUAGAAGUUCUCACAGUAAAAAAUCAAACACUCGUUUAUGGAUUUCAAGAUGUUCUAGAGAAGUAUGCAAUAGUUUCGACAGAACGAAUUGAUGAUGACGAAUCUUAUGUUCAGAUUUUGUUUGAAGUUGUGAAACUAGGAGAACCCCUAAGGAUAUCGGAAGAGAAUUUUGAUCUGGUAAGUAAGUACAAGAAAUUCUCUUAUUCAAGUUCAUAAAACUUUUCUUUUCUAUCAUCGCAGAAACUAAUGUGCUCAUCAAUUUUCCCGAUUCUCGUCAAAACAGAAGACAAAUCUAUAACUAUUGAUGAUCUCGAAAAUCCCAAAAUCAUUCUACCGAGAAUUAUGGCUGCAUUCAAUUUUACAAUCGGCGAAAACAGACACGAGGAUUCUAUAAUAUUUCCCGAUCAAUUUUCAUCGACAUUUGUACUUGUGGAAGAUCGCAACUUUGUCAAGUAUAAUAUGAGAAAAUGUGGUGAAAAUGGGUUGAUAGUUGAGAGAGUUUGGAGAACUUCGAUAUUUCCAGAAGGGGAGAAACGAAGCAAUGAUCCACAGUUGUGGGAGUUUAUGGUGAGGGUUGGAAUUGAGCCAACACUUAGAAGAUCUGGCCACAUAUUGAUGAAUGUUCAAGUUAGAAAACUCAAUCUAUUUCCAGAUAAUCAACGAAACCAAAUUCGACAAUGAAAAUCUGAACAUCAAAAUAUCGAUUGAUUAUGCUCGCUUGAAAUCAAAUGGAGAUUUUGAUAAUUAUUUCCGUUGCAAAAUCUAUCUAAUGUAUAUCAUCGACUACACAAAUGGCGAAAUUUUGAGAAUUAUUCCGAUUCACCGACAUCGACAUGAGGACAUUCAAAACUCGAUUGAAGAUCGGGGUUAUAAAAAUCCUACAGAGUUGAAUGAUUCAUUUUUGAUUGAGGAAGAUUUGUUGGUUUUUAAAAAAGAUGUGGAUUAUUCGAGGCAAUUUGAAGUUUGGGAAUUGAUUGAACCACAACAAUAUAUUGAUCAGAAUGGAGUGAGAGAAGAGAAAAUAGGAAUUAUGAAUCGAGAACAAGUCCUGGGUAGUAAUGAAAUGAGAUCAAACAGAUAUAUGUAA
Messenger RNA from Caenorhabditis angaria, 2709 nucleotides. Lineage: Eukaryota; Metazoa; Nematoda; Chromadorea; Rhabditida; Rhabditidae. The record is from the annotation of a GenBank genome assembly.